Molecule: messenger RNA, 1266 nt
Organism: Cladophialophora psammophila CBS 110553
Lineage: Eukaryota; Fungi; Ascomycota; Eurotiomycetes; Chaetothyriales; Herpotrichiellaceae
Product: major histocompatibility complex, class I
Exons: 2
Coding region: 1-1266 (421 amino acids)
Biological process (GO): zinc ion transmembrane transport; intracellular zinc ion homeostasis
Cellular component (GO): membrane
Molecular function (GO): zinc ion transmembrane transporter activity
Source: RefSeq, a predicted model, not a curated record
AUGGUCACAUACUCUGUUUAUGCACUCUUCCUAGGUCUGGUGAUCUCAGUGUGCGUAGAGGCUGUCCAGGGCAAGGACAGCGGCCUGCUGACGAGGGAGGAAAUCGAGGAGAACGUCCAGCAAUGCGCCUUUGUACAAUCCCUCUCAGAGGCAAAAGCCAAGAAUAACCCGGCGCAAGCUUCAUUGACGACCCAACUUUUCGCCGCCCUCUUCCCCUCUUCCUCCCCAGCAAUCAACGCCCUCCUCGCAACAGCCUACAUCUCGGGCCCUCCAAAUUUCCUCCUCGCACUAUGUCCUCCCAACAUCGACCCUUCGUCGCUAAGCAUCAUGGUCGCCUUCGCUGUCGGAGGCCUCCUGGGAGAUACGCUCUUCCACUUGCUCCCCGAGAUUUUCCUGGGUGAAGAUGAGCACGAUAAAGUCAAGUUCGUCAUGGUCGAACCGAACCGAAAUCUGCUCCUGGGCGUGGGCAUCAUUGUUGGGCUGGUCACCUUCAUGGUCAUGGAUAAAGCCUUGCGUAUUGCUACCGGAGGUGACGGCGGCGCCCACUCCCACUCCCACUCCCACUCACAUGCGCACGAGGAGAAGCACGAAACUGCUACCAACGGCUCCGCAACAGCCACCUCCUCAAAAAAGGGGAAAGCAGCAGAUGGGGACAUGAGACAACGCAAGGCUCAGAAAGACACCAAAUCCUUGUCUCCCUCCUCGGCCUCCACACCGCCCGCACCUCCAAACCCGUCAGUUAAACUCGCCGGCCUCCUCAACCUAAUCGCUGACUUCACACAUAACAUCACCGACGGCCUGGCGCUCUCGUCGUCGUUCUACGCCAGCCCCGCUCUCGGCGCAACGACGACCAUGGCCGUCUUCUUCCACGAGAUUCCGCACGAGGUCGGCGACUUUGCGUUGCUGAUCCAGUCCGGGUUUUCGAAGCGCAAAGCCAUGGGCGCCCAGUUCGUCACGGCCGUGGGCGCCUUUCUGGGCACGCUGAUCGGCAUCUUCGUGCAAGAGUACGGCGGCGGCGGCGGGUCGAAAAGCGCAGCCGAGGACGCAUUGGCGGGAGGAGGAGGCAUCUGGGGCACGAGUCUCUCGUGGGGAGACAUGCUCCUGCCCUUUACAGCAGGCACGUUCCUGUACGUCGGCACCGUGGCGGUGAUCCCGGAGCUGCUGGAGACGGGCCCGAAUAAAUGGGACGAGCUGAGAAAGACGGCACUCCAGUUCGGUGCCAUGUUCGUGGGGGCGGCUAUCAUGUUGGGAAUAUCGUGGUCAUAG